AGCAUUUGGGCCACAGAAUUCUGUGAUUUGGGCUAAGGUUAAUUGGAAUUUUUGCGAAAUAUUAAGUCAACAGUAUGAAUAUUGUUAUAAAAGUAGUGUUAUUUCUUGUACACACAUCAUUUAUUUCUUUAGCAGGUUCUAGACAAAAACACAAAAGAUGAUACGUAAACAGUUGUUGCUGCGUUAUGGCUUUUGGUGUAUACUGUCAUGGCGACUUCUAGAGGUAGCUCGAUGUCUGUGCAAAGGAGGAUACGGUGCUGACCGUCCGUCGUUUCAUGCUGGCCUCCAGAGUUCAUUAUGCUUAUCCAUCAUUAUUCAGUGUACACAUGAGUCUACCGGUCGAAGACGAAGACGUAAAUAUGCUGUCUUCCUCUCCUUACCCAUCCACUGUUCAUGAGUGGACAAAAGCAAUUCGUCGCCCAACCUCUUAUCGUGUGGGUAACGCACGGUUUCACCUAAAGCCCAAAGUUGUUUUAUAUGCAGUUUUGCUGUCAGUGUCUGUGUUAGUGCUCUUGUUUAUGUUUAUGCCAAAAACGACCCCUAUUGUGAAGUGCGAUGCGGAGCAACAAUUAUCAAAUUAUGAUCCCACAUAUCCACUAACAAAUCCACAAAGAAUAGCAGGCAGUAUCGUUUACACAAUCGGUCUUAUCACAGACCUUGACACCAACUCCAAAAGUAAAGAAAAGAAAAGUACAUGGUUGAGUUAUUAUAGAAAAGGAAAUUUGACACUGUCGGAGAGUCGCACAUAUGUAAAUGUAAAGCUUGGUUCUCCGAAAGUUCUUUUCUCCAACAUCGCAUCGGGGGACCGAGGUAUGGAGCUGUCAGAACUAGUGGUCUUCAAUGGAAAACUCUACACUGUUGAUGACCGCACUGGAAUUGUUUAUGAAGUUUCAGGCCAGCAAGUAAUCCCAUGGGUUAUUUUGGCUGAUGGAAAUGGAAAGGCAAACAAAGGAUUCAAAUGUGAAUGGGCUACUGUGAAGGACCACCGCUUGUAUGUUGGUGGCUUGGGAAAGGAGUGGACAACUGGAACUGGAGAGGUGGUCAACCUGAACCCUCAGUGGGUCAAGUCGAUUGGACGUGAUGGUGAUGUGAAGCACCUGGAUUGGCAUGAAAGAUAUAAUGCCCUGAGGGAAAAAACUGGAAUGCUCUUACCUGGGUAUAUCAUACAUGAAUCAGGUGUAUGGAGUGAUGUUCACAAGAAAUGGUUUUUCCUUCCCCGUCGAGCAAGUACAGAGACAUACGAUGAAGUAAAAGAUGAAAAAAGAGCUACAAAUUUAAUGUUCAUCGCCGAUGAAGAUUUUACAAGUGUUGAGAUUAAGAAGAUUGGGUCACUGAACCCUACUCAUGGGUUUUCAUCCUUCAAAUUCAUUCCUGGUACUGAGGACAGUAUUAUUGUUGCCCUUAAGAGUGAGGAGGAUAAUGGAAAAAUUGCCUCUUACAUUCUUGCUUUUGAUAUAAAUGGGAACACUCUGAUGCCCGAAAAGAAAAUUGGUGAUGUUAAAUAUGAAGGUAUAGAAUUUGUAUGAUAUGAAAGGUUUUUUAAAUUGUGUACUGUGUGUGAAAUGUUUUUGUUAUUUUUUAUGUAGUUUUUUUUUUACUAGGACGAGUGCUGACUUGAUGCUAAAUGAGUUGGGAGUCUUUUAUUCCUUGUUGUAACUGUCAUGAAGGAAAAACUAUUUCUCAUAUUUUCAUCACAGACUUGUUUUUAAGCAUAGUAUUCACCAGUGGCUUGUUACAAAAAUGCAUGCUGAUGUGUAUUAAGAUUAAGUGUCAGAACACCUUGCAAAUAGUAUGAUGUUCUCAAAGAUGAAUUAUCUAUUUUGUCAUUUUAUGUGAUGCUCGAAUAAGUGCUGUACUUCAUAUCAUUAUUGCUUGCAAAAUGUUAUGUACGAAUACAAUGUGUUCAUUCGCCAUGUUCUUGACCAUGACAUAAUUGUUUUAGCAACUAGUUUGCAUAAGUUCAUCCCUUUUUUUAAGGAGGGAAAUUGUGGGAGUCUUUUUGAGAGAGACUGAAAAUAGUUAAUCAUUCAUUUUAUCCAUCUUGUGUUACAUAUGAAUACUAUAAUGUGUUCUUAAUUUUCUUUUUAAUGGGUGAGGAGAGUAUUAUCAUUGGAUCCUGCUCUUUUUCUUUAUUUGUUGUUUGUCUUUUCUCUUUCCUGCCACCUAAAAUGGUGAUUCCUGUGACCACAUGCUUCUCUUGACGCAAACCCCACUUAACUGGAUGAGGUAGAGAGCAACAUCCCUUCUCAGCCCUUUGAAGUGUUGGAAAUGCUAUGUGAAGUACCUAUAGCAUGAGGGCUGUUUUAGAAAUUUAUGCACCAUUCUCACCCUUCUACCAUUUUAUCUAAGGAUAACAUACACACACACCCGCACACACACAAGAUUUUAAAAAGAAAGAAAAAA
Aplysia californica (California sea hare) is the source of this 2403-nucleotide messenger RNA. RefSeq names its product soluble calcium-activated nucleotidase 1. Bases 276 to 1526 code for a protein of 416 amino acids. Gene Ontology annotation, biological process: proteoglycan biosynthetic process. Gene Ontology annotation, molecular function: UDP phosphatase activity; GDP phosphatase activity; calcium ion binding. The record is from RefSeq and is a predicted model, not a curated record. Lineage: Eukaryota; Metazoa; Mollusca; Gastropoda; Aplysiida; Aplysiidae. The transcript has 3 exons.